AUGUUCAUAAACCGCUGAUUAUUUUCAACAAACCACAAAGAUAUCGGUACCCUCUAUCUGCUAUUCGGCGCUUGGGCUGGGAUAGUAGGAACAGGGCUAAGUCUACUAAUUCGAGCCGAAUUAGGACAGCCCGGAACGCUACUCGGAGAUGACCAAAUCUACAACGUAGUUGUUACGGCCCACGCAUUUGUUAUAAUUUUCUUUAUAGUUAUACCAAUCAUGAUCGGGGGCUUCGGAAAUUGACUAGUUCCUUUAAUGAUUGGCGCACCAGACAUGGCAUUCCCCCGUAUGAACAACAUGAGCUUCUGGCUGCUACCCCCCUCAUUCCUAUUACUUCUAGCAUCAUCCAUAGUUGAAGCCGGGGCAGGCACUGGUUGAACUGUUUACCCUCCCCUAGCCGGAAACCUGGCCCAUGCAGGUGCUUCUGUUGACCUAACUAUUUUCUCUUUACACCUAGCAGGAGUAUCUUCAAUCCUAGGGGCCAUUAAUUUUAUUACUACUAUCAUCAACAUAAAACCACCCGCCAUAUCCCAAUAUCAGACUCCCCUGUUCGUCUGAUCCGUCUUAAUCACCGCUGUCCUCUUACUACUCUCCCUGCCAGUACUAGCGGCCGGUAUUACUAUACUACUAACAGAUCGUAACUUAAAUACAACUUUCUUUGAUCCUGCAGGAGGAGGAGACCCCAUCCUGUACCAACAUCUAUUCUGAUUCUUCGGCCACCCAGAAGUCUAUAUUCUAAUUUUACCUGGCUUUGGAAUAAUCUCCCACAUCGUCACUUAUUACUCUGGAAAAAAGGAACCCUUCGGCUACAUGGGAAUAGUCUGAGCUAUGAUAUCCAUUGGCUUCCUAGGCUUUAUUGUGUGAGCCCACCACAUAUUUACCGUAGGUAUAGACGUAGAUACACGCGCUUAUUUUACAUCCGCCACAAUAAUCAUUGCAAUCCCAACGGGAGUAAAAGUAUUUAGUUGACUAGCAACACUCCACGGAGGCAACAUUAAAUGAUCCCCCGCUAUACUAUGAGCUCUAGGCUUUAUCUUCCUGUUCACCGUAGGAGGUCUAACAGGAAUUGUACUAGCCAAUUCAUCAUUAGAUAUUGUUCUUCACGACACAUAUUAUGUAGUUGCCCACUUCCACUAUGUCUUGUCAAUAGGGGCAGUAUUUGCCAUCAUAGGAGGACUAAUCCACUGAUUCCCAUUAUUCUCGGGAUACACUAUUGAUGAUACAUGGGCAAAAAUUCAGUUCGCAAUUAUAUUUGUAGGCGUAAAUCUAACUUUCUUCCCACAACAUUUUUUAGGUCUCUCUGGAAUACCUCGACGCUACUCUGACUACCCAGAUGCCUACACCACAUGAAACACUAUCUCAUCUGUGGGCUCCUUCAUCUCCUUAACAGCAGUUAUCCUAAUGGUUUUUAUUGUAUGAGAGGCAUUUGCAUCAAAACGAGAAGUUAUAACCGUAGAGCUAACAGCCACCAAUUUAGAGUGACUGCACGGAUGUCCGCCACCCCAUCACACAUUCGAAGAGCCAACCUACAUUAACCUAAAAUAG
Molecule: messenger RNA, 1545 nt
Organism: Vicugna pacos (alpaca)
Lineage: Eukaryota; Metazoa; Chordata; Mammalia; Artiodactyla; Camelidae
Source: the annotation of a RefSeq genome assembly